AUGACCCUCACCUUGACCCUCAUCAUGACCCUCAUCAUGACCCUCCUCAUGACCCUCAACAUGACCCUCACCCUGACCCUCAACAUGACCCUCACCAUGACCCUCCCCAUGACCCUUAACAUGACCCUCAAUGUGACCCUCACCAUGACCCUCAACAUGACCUUCAGCAUGACCCUCACCAUGACCCUCAUCAUGACCCUCACUAUGACCCUCACCAUGACCCUCAUCAUGACCCUCACUAUGACCCUCACCAUGACCCUCACCAUGACCUCACCAUGA
Molecule: messenger RNA, 279 nt
Organism: Knipowitschia caucasica
Lineage: Eukaryota; Metazoa; Chordata; Actinopteri; Gobiiformes; Gobiidae
Source: the annotation of a GenBank genome assembly